Molecule: messenger RNA, 708 nt
Organism: Periconia digitata
Lineage: Eukaryota; Fungi; Ascomycota; Dothideomycetes; Pleosporales; Periconiaceae
Source: the annotation of a GenBank genome assembly
AUGCCACCUUCCCCGCCCCCAACCCUCCUCCUUUCCGUCCUUGGCCCCCCAGGCUCAGGAAAAGGAACUCAAUGCUCCCUCCUAACCGCCCGCUACCCCCAAAUCUUUACACACCAUCUGAGUAUGGGCGACGUGCUUAGAGACGAGGUGCGCGAUCCGGAGAGUCCGUAUAAAGCAGUUCUAGAAGAGAAUCUUCGAGAAGGGAGACUAGGCGCGAAGGAGAUGGUGUGUGGGAUUAUAGGACGGGCUAUUCGGGGAGCAAUAGAUGGAGAGGAGGCGAGGAAAGGAAGGGGGAUUGUGUUACUUGACGGUUUCCCCCGUAAACUCGACACGGCGGAGUACUUCCAGGACACUGUUGCUCCUAUCCCCAUUUUGCUCGUGAUCCAGUGCACGACGGAUAUCUUGGAGACAAGACUUGCAGCGCGUAAACGCGAGGACAACGACGUGGAUACGAUUCGUAAGCGGAUUGCGGUGUAUGAGGAGGAGACGGCGAAGGUGGUGCAGAGGUUUGAAGAGGAUGGGAAGAGCGUGGUGAGGGUUGAUGGGGAUGGGGAUGUUGAGGAUGUUGCAAGGAAUGUGUUUAGGGGGUUGGAGGGUGUGCUUUCUUUGCGUGGGUAUGGGGUUUGCUAGGUGAGGUAUUUGGGGGGGAAAGAUGGGGGUGUGGGUAACGGAUGAUUCAGUGAGUAGGUUGGGGCUGGCUCUAGCAGC